AUGUAUUUCAAUACUUUAACUAUACUUUCUUUUACAAUUUUACUUGUUGCUAUUACUGAAGCAUUAGAUAUUCCAGCAACAAUAAAAACAAUUUAUGAAAAACAUAAUUGUUUAAGAAAACCUCAUGGUGCUGGUCCUCUUUCCGUUGAUAAAGCUCUUGAAGCUCAAGCUCAAGCUUAUGCAAGCAAAUUAGCUAAAGAUGAUAAGGGAUUAAAACAUAGUAAAUCUAAUGGAAAAUAUGGUGAAAAUCUUGCUUGGGGAAGUAAUGAAAAUUCAGCUGUAGACUCACCUAAAUAUUGGUAUGAUGAAAUCAAAUUUUACAAUUUCAAAAAACAAGGAUUUGGAAUGAAAACAGGACAUUUUACUCAAGUUGUAUGGAAAGGAAGCAAAUCUGUUGGAUGUGGUAUUGCUCAAAGUAGUAAAGGAACAUAUACUGUAUGCCAAUACAAACCAGCUGGUAAUUUUCGAGGAGCUUUUGAAAAAAAUGUUUCUCCAUCCACCAGUGGAGAACCAUCAUGUUAA
This is a messenger RNA of Strongyloides ratti, 522 nucleotides long. Its product is annotated as CAP domain-containing protein. The record is from RefSeq and is a predicted model, not a curated record. The transcript has 2 exons. Lineage: Eukaryota; Metazoa; Nematoda; Chromadorea; Rhabditida; Strongyloididae. Gene Ontology annotation, cellular component: extracellular region. Bases 1 to 522 code for a protein of 173 amino acids.